UUACAAUCUCAUCUACUUCCUCCACCAUAUCACCUUGCACCCCAAGGUAUAUAUAGUCUGCUGAAGUUGUACUUUCUAAGCCGAGGAAACCGGGUAUUGUACUGAAAUCCUCGACUCCAACUAACACCAGCUCCUCGCCCUCGCGUGUCGAGAGCAUCAUAUCAUACCUAUUCAUUACUCGACUCAACUCUCACUCAACCACAUCACUCGAGUCACACAAGGCAAAAUCAAUCAUGGCGGACCGCCUCACCUCCCGCCUCGCCGGCCUCAACCCCUUCAAGCCAACCGCCGCCGCCGCCGACGACGACGACAAGGGCGACCUCAUCGCCCCAGAACCAGGCCACCUGUCGCGCAAGUCGGACCACGGCAAGGCCCAGCUCCGCGUCAGCCACGCGCUGCGGUCCUUUCUCGUCCACCAGGGCAUCCUCUCGGAGCGCGACGCCGGCCUCGACUCGUCCUACUCGUCCUCCGACUUCUCCUCCCCGGAGCCGCUGCGGGCCCUGCUCGGCCGGCGCAGCUUCGAGGCGCCCGCGCCGCUGCUCGACCCGAAGCACGCGCUGCCCGAGUACUUUGUCAGCUCCAGCCACAACACGUACCUGCUGGCGCACCAGCUGUACGGCAAGUCGUCGGCGGCGGCGUACGAGACGGCGCUGACGACGGGGUCGCGCUGCAUCGAGAUUGACGCCUGGGACGAUCCGGAGUGUGCGGACGAGCCCAAGGUGACGCACGGCUACACGCUGGUGUCGCACAUUCCGUUCCGGGCCGUGUGCGAGACGAUCCGCGACGUCUUUGAUCGCGAGCAGCAGCAGCAGCAGCAGCAGGCCGGAGAUGCUGCUGGUGUCUCUGCCUCUGCCGCAGCCUCGCCCAUCUUGCUGUCGCUCGAGAACCACUGCGGGCCGCACGGGCAGCGCCGGCUGGUGCAAAUCAUGAGGGACGUCUUCGGUCACCGCCUGAUAAGCGAGCCCGUCCGCGCAAAGGGCACGCGCGAGCAGCAGGGGAGCGGUGAGCAUGUGACGCUGGCCGAUCUGGGCUCCAGGAUCGCCGUCAUUGUCGAGUUUCAUCUGCCUGACGAGGCCUCAUCAUCAUCCUCAUCAUCGUCAUCGUCAUCGUCAUCCUCCUCCUCCUCCUCCUCUGACGACAAUGACGACAAUGACGACAAUGACGACGACAAAAACGACAAAGAGCAGCAGCGCCAGGCCCGCCGCGCCUACAAGGCCAGCAAGAAGAAGCAGUCGUCAACCGCCAUCGUGCCCGAGCUGGCCCAGCUGGGCGUCUACGCGCAGUCGGUGAAACCCAAGGACAACUCGUGGUUCGACCCGGGCCAGCUGGUCGACGGCCCGCAUCACCACCUCAUCAACGUGUCCGAGUCCGGCCUGGCCGCCCACCUGCCGCAGCACGCCGUCGCCAUCGCCCGCCACAACGCCCGCCACCUCAUGCGCGUCUUCCCCAAGGGCACGCGCAUCUCGUCGUCCAACCUGCGGCCCGUCCGCUUCUGGGCCGUCGGCGCCCAGAUCUGCGCCCUCAACUGGCAGACGUUUGGCACCAGCAACCAGCUCAACGACGCCCUCUUCAGCGGCUCCGCCGGCUACGUCCUCAAGCCCGCGGCCCUGCGCGAGGGCGGCAGCGGCAGCCUGGCCACGGGCCGCAGGCGGAGGCUGCGCGUCCACGUCGCUGGCGCCACGGACGUGCCGCUGCACGACGCCGACAGGGAGCGCGACUCCAUCAAGCCCUACCUGACGUGUACGCUCUACAGCCCUCUUGCUGCCGCCGACAACGACGACGCCAACAGCAACGGCGAGGGCGAGCCCGCCAAGCGCAAGACGGCGCCCUACCGCCACCACAAGCUGGGCUUCUUGCACCGCGGCGAGAACCCGCACGCCACGGACCCCGUCUGGGACGAGACGCUCGAGUGGGAGUACGAGGACAACGAGCUGGUGUUUCUGCGCAUGCUCAUCAAGAGCGACGACAGCUUUGCCCGCAACCCAAAGUUUGCCGCCGUGGCGGUCAGGCUGGCGUAUGCGGAGCCGGGGUGGACGUUUUUGCGCAUGAUGGACCUCAAGGGCAAGGAGACGGAUUGUACGCUGCUGGUCAAGUUUGACUUUGAGGAUCUGUGA
Trichoderma reesei QM6a is the source of this 2114-nucleotide messenger RNA. Its product is annotated as phospholipase. Gene Ontology annotation, molecular function: phosphatidylinositol-4,5-bisphosphate phospholipase C activity. Gene Ontology annotation, biological process: phosphatidylinositol-mediated signaling; lipid metabolic process. The transcript has a single exon. Lineage: Eukaryota; Fungi; Ascomycota; Sordariomycetes; Hypocreales; Hypocreaceae. Bases 234 to 2114 code for a protein of 626 amino acids. The record is from RefSeq and is a predicted model, not a curated record.